Molecule: messenger RNA, 1170 nt
Organism: Rotaria socialis
Lineage: Eukaryota; Metazoa; Rotifera; Eurotatoria; Philodinida; Philodinidae
Source: the annotation of a GenBank genome assembly
AUGCCAAUAACAGUAGAGCAAAAACAGAUAGUGAAAUCAACAGUAUCAAUUUUAAGAGAGAAUGGCAAGGAAAUUACGUCAAUCUUUUACAAAGAUCUUUUUAUGGCUCAUCCAGAAUUAUUAAGUUAUUUUAAUCAAACAGAUCAAGCACUUAAUACACAACCCUUUGCAUUCGCAAAUGCACUGUAUUUUAUUGCUGAUAAUAUCGACCGAUUGGAAGUACUCAUGCCUGAUCUGAACACUGUUGCACAUAAGCAUCGAGCUCUCACUAUUCAACCAGAACAUUAUUCAAUUGUUGGCAAAUGUCUAAUUCAAGCUAUUUCAAAGUUUCUAGGUGACAAAGCAACAACUUCAACUUUAGAUGCAUGGACAGCUGCUUACUAUGUUAUUGCUAGCAUUCUUAUCGAUAUAGAAAAGAAGUUAUAUGAUCAACUUGGCAAAAAUGAAAAUGAUAAAGGUUUUAUUCCAUUUAUGAUUGUUAAAAAAGAAAAAAUUGCAAAUGGACCAAUCUAUUCUUUUGAAAUAAAACGAAAUGAUGGUGGGAAAAUGCUUGACUAUCAUCCAGGUCAAUAUAUAACACUUCGACUGAAAAAAAAUGGUCUUUAUCAUAAUCGACAUUAUGGGCUUGUUAAGUUAUUCAACGGUAAAACAUAUUGUGUUGGCAUAAAACAGUUAAUUAAUUGUGAACCAAAAGGUAUUUUCUCUAAUGAAAUUAUUGAAAACUAUCAUGUCGGUGAUACAAUCUUAGCAAGUUUGCCAGCUGGCACAUUUUCUAUUAUUGAUGAUGCCAAACGCCAUUUAUUUAUUGCUGGUGGUAUUGGUAUUACUGUUUUAUCAACUAUGAUUGAACAGUUAUACAAGCAAGGUAAAUCUCAUACUGUGACAUUGAUUCAUUGCGUACCAGGAAAAGGUCAUGCCGCUUAUGUUGUUCGAAUGCGAAUGUGUGUUCCAGAAAAACAAUACCAUUUACUUUAUCCAGGUAGACACAUGUUAAAAGGAUUGAUUAAGAAGGUUGUAAGCAAGGAAACACAUGCAUACUUAUGUGGUACGGCAACAUUUAUGAAUACAGUAGAAAAUCAUCUAGAAGCAUGUAAUUUUCCAUUAUUAAAUGUUCAUAUCAACGUAUUUCAACCAUUAUUUAGUCCGGUUAAAAAUGAAGUGAAGAAUUAA